AUGAGUUCUUUACUAACAUCGUACGAAUCGGAUUUCAAAACAACCUUAGAACAAGCCAAGGCGAGCUUAUCAGAAGCUCCCUCGCAACAGCUAUCGCAGAGAAAUUCUACGUUAAAGCAGGUGGAGCAGCAACAGGAUGAACUAUUUGACUUGAUAGAUCAAAUGGAUGUGGAGGUCAAUAACAGUAUAAGCAAUGCCUCAGAACGUGCUACGUACAAGGCGAAAUUAAGGGAAUGGAAAAAGGCAAUACAGAGUGAUAUCAAAAGACCGCUGCAAUCUUUAGUGGACUCGGGCGAUCGUGAUAGACUUUUUGGAGAUCUUAAUGAAUCUAAUAUUGAUGAUGACCAAAGGCAGCAGCUGUUGAGUAACCAUGCAAUCUUACAAAAAUCCGGAGAUAGAUUAAAGGACGCUAGCAGAAUAGCAAACGAAACUGAAGGAAUAGGGUCACAGAUCAUGAUGGAUUUAAGGUCACAGAGAGAGACUUUGGAAAAUGCGAGGCAAACCCUGUUUCAAGCGGAUUCAUACGUGGACAAGAGUAUAAAGACACUAAAAACAAUGGCCAGAAGGCUGGUCGCAAACAAAUUCUUAAGCUACGCCAUUAUUGCAGUGCUAAUAUUAUUGAUCCUACUGGUUUUGUUUUCGAAAUUUAAAUAA
Messenger RNA from Saccharomyces kudriavzevii IFO 1802, 654 nucleotides. It is a transcript of the gene VTI1, whose product is annotated as v-SNARE protein VTI1. Gene Ontology annotation, molecular function: SNAP receptor activity; SNARE binding. Gene Ontology annotation, biological process: intra-Golgi vesicle-mediated transport; Golgi to vacuole transport; vesicle fusion with Golgi apparatus. The coding region runs from base 1 to 654 and encodes 217 amino acids. NCBI's taxonomy places the organism in Eukaryota, Fungi, Ascomycota, Saccharomycetes, Saccharomycetales, Saccharomycetaceae. The transcript has a single exon. Gene Ontology annotation, cellular component: ER to Golgi transport vesicle membrane; SNARE complex; endoplasmic reticulum membrane. The record is from RefSeq and is a predicted model, not a curated record.